AUGGGCUCCUCAAUAAUCAACAUCCAACGCGACAUUAUACUGAAUACCAUUCGCAAUGCCGGCGGCCAGGAGUGGAAAGUCUUGGUAGUUGAUGAAAACAGCAAGAGAUUGGUCAACGGUGCUGUGAAAGAGGAUGAAAUCCUCAAUCUUAAUGUCUCUAACGUCGAGCAACUCGAACAUCGCCGGCCGCCCAAUCAGGAUAUGGACGCGCUGUACAUCUUGUCGCCGGAGUCCUACGUUGUCGAUUGUUUGAUGGCAGAUUUCGAGGUGGGCCGAUACAGAAAGGCCUACUUGGUGUGGACUUCAUUCCUUGAUCCGCAGCAAAAAGCGCGGAUCGACCGAUCUCAAAUGGCGCGCGAGCGCAUUGCGGACUUCCAUGUCAUGAACAUCAACUUCUACCCCCGAGAGUCACGCCUGAUCACAUUCCGAGAUCCGUGGAGCUUUCCAACACUCUACCACCCCGGUUGCAAUAAUUUAAUUCGAGGCCACUUGGAAGACAAGGUCGUCUCUCUAUGCGCUUCGCUGGGUGAAUACCCCAUAAUUCGGUACUACCGUCCCCGGUCUCCAAACCACGAGGCUGGAGUGAUGUGCUCUCACCUAGCACGUUUUAUCCAAAGCGAGAUGGACCAAUUCGCGCAGUACCAGCGCGACUUCCCACCACAAACAAAUCGCCCACGAGGUGUAUUGCUCGUAGUCGACCGUUCCAUGGACGUACUCGCGCCCCUCCUUCACGAGUUCACUUAUCAGGCCAUGGUCCACGAUCUUCUUCCCAUAAAUGAGGGUGACAAGGUUGUCUACAAAACUGUUGUCAAUGAAGGCAGCCCCAACCAGGAAGUCAAGGAGAUGGAAAUAGGAGAGAAUGAUCGGGUUUGGGUGGCCUAUCGCCAUAUGCAUAUGAAGGAUGUUCUUGGGAAACUAGGCGAAGACUUUGCCAAAUUCCGAGCAGCAAAUCCUCAGUUUGCGAACGAGGUUGACAAGCACAGCGUGAACACCAUUAAGGAUAUGUUGGGUGGACUGACAGAAUUCCAAGAGGGUAAAAAUGCCUAUACGCUGCACCUCAACAUGGCUCAGGAGUGUAUGAACUACUUCCAAUCCCGUAAGCUCUUGGAAGUAAGCUCCAACGAGCAGUCCUUCGCCACGGGUCUUGAUGAGAACUACAAAAAGGCAAAGAACCUAGCCGCGCAACUUGUCCAGCUCCUCGAUGAUGAGGCGGUCAUACCCCAGGAUCGGCUUAGACUGCUACUUCUAUACAUCAUUUACCGCAAUGGACUGCUGGGUGGAGACAUUCGAAAACUCAUGGCGCACGCUGGCCUCCCACCGAAAGACGGCGCAGUGAUUGCCAACCUUGAGCUCCUCGGCGUGCGUGUGGAGAAGCCUCUCAAGGACGAUAAACCAUCGGCGCAAUCUAUCUUCAACAAGCGGAACCCACCCCCCGAAUCAGAAGAGCUCAGCCUAAGCCGGUAUGAGUUGGCAGUCAAGCAGAUGCUGGAAGACCAACUCCAGGGUACAUUAGACCCAACCAUUUUCCCCUUCACACGCCCACACACCGAGGCGGACAGCGCUCUAGCCGCGCAAGAGAUGCAGUCACAGCAGGCGUCUCUGCGCAGCGCCAAACCAACCUGGGCACGCACAAGAUCCGUGGAUCAGCCUCGCCAGCGCAUUAUCGUUUUCAUGGCUGGUGGCGCCACCUACGGCGAGUCACGAUCCUGUUACGAAGUCUCAGCAGCCUACAACAGGGACGUCUACCUCGCCACAACGCACAUGUUGACUCCAGAGCUCUUCCUCCGCCAAGUUGGAGACCUCAGCGUAGACAGGCGGCGUCUCAAUCUCCCCUCUGAGCGCCCAAAACCUACCGCCCCAGCCCACCUCUUCGAACGUGAGGCCCCUCCAGCCCCAACUCCGCAUCCCCAGAAGAAGAAACCGGUCUCAACGGCGCACCUCAACCCCCGGCCCCGCCGGAAGCACUGA
Messenger RNA from Penicillium bovifimosum, 1968 nucleotides. RefSeq names its product Sec1 family protein. Gene Ontology annotation, cellular component: plasma membrane; secretory granule. NCBI's taxonomy places the organism in Eukaryota, Fungi, Ascomycota, Eurotiomycetes, Eurotiales, Aspergillaceae. Gene Ontology annotation, biological process: intracellular protein transport; vesicle-mediated transport. The record is from RefSeq and is a predicted model, not a curated record. The transcript is spliced from 7 exons. Gene Ontology annotation, molecular function: syntaxin binding. Bases 1 to 1968 code for a protein of 655 amino acids.